Molecule: messenger RNA, 2160 nt
Organism: Acanthamoeba castellanii str. Neff
Lineage: Eukaryota; Discosea; Longamoebia; Acanthamoebidae
Product: agarase, putative
Exons: 12
Coding region: 1-2160 (719 amino acids)
Biological process (GO): carbohydrate metabolic process
Cellular component (GO): beta-galactosidase complex
Molecular function (GO): beta-galactosidase activity
Source: RefSeq, a predicted model, not a curated record
AUGACGCGUAUCAGCCCCCUCUUGCUGCUACUUGGCGUCGCCAUCUUCUGCUCCACCCUCGGAGACGGAGCGAUCAACUUCGGGUGUUUCUUCACCGUGGGCCAGUCCGCGUCGGGCGCCUGGUGGCUCAUCGAUCCCAAGGGCCAGUCCUUCUUCUCCGUCGGCGUCGACGUAGUGAACUACGGGGGCGACUCCACCGCCGCCGGGGUGGCUGCGUACAACGAUGCUGUGAAGGCCAAGUUCGGCAACCAGUCGGCCUGGGCCGAUUCCGUGGUGUCGCGCAUCGACUCGUGGAAGCUCAACACCCUGGGCGCCUGGGCCGACAGCGUGGUCAUCACCAAGGGCAUGCCCUACACCCGCGCCCUCAGCCUGGGCAAGACCUCCGGCCCCUGGCUCAACGGCUUGUUCCCCGACGUGUUCGAUCCGGCGUGGAUCGCCAGCGUCGACACCAAGGCCAACUCCGGCUGCACGCCCUACCGCAACGAUCCCACCCUCAUCGGUUACUUCCUCGAUAAUGAGAUGUGGUGGGGCCCGAUCGGUUCGGUGGACGACUGGCGCGCCCCGGGCACGAUCCUGGACCAGAUGCUGAUCGGACUCAACACGACCUCGCCCGGUCGCAUCCGCGCCGUGUCGUUCCUCCAGAAAAAGUACUCGACCAUCGCCGCGCUCAACAAAGCCUGGAACACGACCUACGCGAGCUAUGACGCCAUCACCACGAUGCCCCCGAAGACGACGGCGCACACCAACGACACGGCCGAGUUCACCUACAUCGCCUCCGUCCAGUUCUUCAACGUCACUCGCACCGCUAUUCGCAAGUACGACCCGUACCACAUGCUGCUGGGCGUCAGGUUCAUCGGCGCCGGCAACGCACAGGCGCUCAAGGCCUGCGCCGAGUACAACGAGGUGGUCUCGAUCAACUCCUACCCGAGCACCAGCGAGCCCUACGGUCCGCCCACGUCAAGGAUCGACUUCAUCUACAACAACACCAAGAGGCCCAUUCUCGUGGGCGAGUUCGCCUACAAGGGCAACGACACCGGGCUGCCCAACACCAAGGGCGCGGGCCUUCUCUUGGCGACCCAGGCCGAGCGCGCCCAGGGCUACAAGAACUACACCACCAGGCUCGCCAAGCUGAAGCCCGUCAUCGGCAUGCAUUGGUUCCAGUGGUCCGACCAACCUGCCGCGGGUCGCUCCAGCGACGGCGAGAACAGCAACUUUGGCCUCGUCAACAAGGAUGAUAACACGUACACGACCCUGACCGAGCAGAUGAAGCUUACCAACCCGCAGCUCUCCACCUUGCACGACAGCUCGCCCUCCGGCCUCUCGGCGGCCAAGUGCUACAGCACUCUGGCCUGCCCCAACAAGUGCUCGGGCCACGGCUGUUGCGACAGCGACACGGGCCUGUGCUCCUGCGACGGCGGCUUCAAGGGUGCCGAUUGCGGCACCGACGUGAACUCGUUCGGUAGCGCACUCGACACCACCGUGUGGUCGACGACGAGCUCUGCGACGGGCAGCCAGGCCUACAAGGCCGACCAGGUGUCGACGUCGAGCAACCAGCUCAAGCUUGCCAUCACGCCCUGCACCGCCUCCCCGUGCGGCGGAUACAACUUCACCGCCGGCGGCAUCAUCACCAAGACCUACCUCUAUGGUUUCGGCAUCUACACCGCCCGCUUCAAGGCCCCCUCGACGGUCGGCUUCACCGCGCAGAUGGAGCUGAACAGUGGCUCCAACCCGCGGGACAUCAUCACCCUGCGCAUCCGCGGCAACUUGUCCCAGGGCGCGCUGGACUACGUGUCCGAUGGCACGUACAAGUACCUCAAGUGGGUCGGUCCGCUGCCGUUCGCCAACCCCUCAACGGGCUUCCACAACUACUCAAUCCACUACAUGCCCACCUACUUCGCCUACUACGCCGAUGGCGUGCUGCUGGGCACCUACAACAGCACCACCGCCACCAGCGGCCUGCCCGACAGCACGAUGGCCCUGUCGCUCUACAUCUCGGCCGCCAACGACUCGCCCAAGUCCGCCGACGCAAUGUGGGUUUCCAACGUUUCGUACCAGUUGGUGGGCGGAACCGAGGCGGUGUGCCCGUCCUCUUCAUCGAGCCGCUCGGCAGCGGCCAGGGCCGAGUCCAGCGUCUUCUCGUGGCUCCGCUCGUUCGUGUGA